CUCAAGACAGGACCUGGCCGUAGCGAAACAGUUGCAACAGCAGAUGGCGCAAACCGUCAUUCCCACGGUCACAAUUUGGCCAAUGCUGAUUUGAGUCAAGGAAAGGUAACACAAACCGUUGAACAUUUGGCCGGUAUCACAAGCAAAACUAAUCAUACCCAUAACAUUGAAGAAGUUGAACGUCAACGUGAACUCGAACGUCAUCAACAUCACAUUCAAGUUCAUCAUCAACCAAUCAAGCAUGAAGAACAUGCAGCUGAAAAGCAACACGUUAAAUCUCACCCAGUCACAAAGAUUAGCGAAAAGCAUGCUUCCACUGAUAAGGAUGCUCAAUUGUUGGCUUCUGUCACUCACUCCCACGGUCAUCGUGAUGAAGUGAACCAAGCCCCCGUUCAACAUCAAAUCGUUGACAAGGGUGAACAAGUCAAGGAAACCGUUCACCACCACAUCCACAACGUCGUUGUCCCAUUGGUUUCUCACGAUGCUCAUGAACAUCACCGUAUCAAGACAACAAUUCCAACCCAUCACGUCUUGCACGAAGCACCAAUCAUUCAUCAAGCCACAACUUUGGAACCCGUUUCACGUGAAGAAUUCUUGAAACGUGGUGGUGUGAUCGAUUCUACAAAAUCUCACGUCAAGGAUGCAAACUUGUUGCACAACGGUCAAUGUGAACGCAAGGUUGACGGUGUUGCCGAAAAGCUUGCCAAAGAACUC
Meira miltonrushii is the source of this 714-nucleotide messenger RNA. RefSeq lists its product as uncharacterized. The record is from RefSeq and is a predicted model, not a curated record. The annotation marks the transcript as partial. NCBI's taxonomy places the organism in Eukaryota, Fungi, Basidiomycota, Exobasidiomycetes, Exobasidiales, Brachybasidiaceae. The transcript has a single exon.